This is a messenger RNA of Acipenser ruthenus (sterlet), 1304 nucleotides long. RefSeq names its product large ribosomal subunit protein bL17m. Gene Ontology annotation, molecular function: structural constituent of ribosome. The record is from RefSeq and is a predicted model, not a curated record. The transcript is spliced from 3 exons. Gene Ontology annotation, biological process: translation. Bases 347 to 847 code for a protein of 166 amino acids. Lineage: Eukaryota; Metazoa; Chordata; Actinopteri; Acipenseriformes; Acipenseridae. Gene Ontology annotation, cellular component: mitochondrial large ribosomal subunit; ribosome.
GCGUCCCCUCGUAGAAAACACGUGCGUACUUACACGCGUGUACAGUCAGACCUCCACAGAGUUUCUUUAUAAGAAGUAACGACAGCGGAACUCUUGCACCCUCAACAACAUUUGGUUUCCUGACGGACACAGUUGAAAGCGGUGCACAGCAUGGCUGCGAUGUAGAACAGGCGUGUUGGUUUGCAAGGCUGACCUUUCCUUGAGUUAAAGCAACCGUACAAAAUAAAUAGACACGUUACAAAUUACAGAACCGUUAACUGCAUCGCAGGUGCUCUGUCCGCUUCCUUUGAGCUCAGUUUAGUUUUAUUUCGAGUGGAGUUUCACUCGUUCUUUCGUCCCCGGCGCGAUGCGGCUCACUCUCCCGGUUCUGAUCGCUCAUGGCCGGUAUGGGCGGAGGAUGGGUCUCGGUCCGGAGUCUCGGAUCAAUAUGCUUCGGAACAUUUUAACCGGGCUGGUCAGACACGAACGGAUUGAGACGACGUGGGCCCGAGCCGAUGAAGUUCGGAUAUACGCCGAAAAGCUGAUCGACUACGCGAAGAAAGGCGACACGGACGAGAAGGUGAUGAAGAUGGCCAGCUUCUGGCUCACAGAGAAGGACCUCGUACACAAACUCUUCAAGGUUCUGGUCCCGCGGCUGGGGUCCGAGCAGCGCGGAUACACACGGCUCUUCCACAUUCCGAACCGAGACUCUCUGGACCGGGCCAAGAUGGCUGUGCUGGAGCUGCGGGGCAAUCCCUUCCCUCCGCUGGUGACCCGACAGCCCGACAGCGACGGCUCACUGCUCAACCAGCUGCUCCGAGGCUACCGCGAGGAGGUGACGCGGAGCAGGGCUGCUGGGGGAGACUGAGCCCCAGGAGCAGACUUCUGCACCUCACACGCUACUGACAGAGAGAGACUGGAAAUAAACCAAACAAUUAAUAAAUAAGGCAAAUGCUUCGGUGUUGUGUGUGUGUGUUUUGUGGUUCUACAGAUGUAAAAUGAAGUCAAUCGACACAUUGAAGUACUGGAAGUAAAUAUGAUUAAACUGACGGAGCCCUAGGGGACACGUACCGUAUUGACACUGUAGAGCAACGGAGAGAGGUUCAGCAUCGCCUAGAAUUUUAUAAUGGAGACACCAUUUUUAAAAAAACUAAUAAACCUGACUGUCACAAAGUCAUAAUAGCAGUACAGUAGUAUUUCGUGUUUAGAUUUUGAAAUGACGCAUUUUUCAAUUUGUCAAGUAUGUGGAAAACUCAAAAACUUUGCUGUGCAAUUCAGUCUGUUAACGUGACCUUAUUCCAGCAGCUUUCAUUCGACUUGAUGAA